AUGUUACAUAGCUCCAAACUCGUAUUAUUAAUAUCGUUUACAUUAUUCUUGGGUUCAAAUACCAAGACAAUCAAUGGAUCCAAGCAAACUAUAAGACAGUUUCCAAAAGGAUUCCUUUUCGGUACAUCUACAGCCUCCUAUCAGAUUGAAGGUGCUUGGGAUACAGAUGGGAAAAGCGAGAAUAUUUGGGACCACCUGACACAUGAAAACCCGUGUAGAAUAAAAGAUUGUUCCAAUGGAGACAUUGCUGAUGAUUCAUACAAUUUAUAUAAGAGAGACGUUGAAAUGAUGCGGGAGCUGGGUCUCGAUUUCUACAGGUUCUCAUUAUCCUGGUCAAGAAUACUUCCUUCUAGUUUUCCUGAUCAAAUUAAUGAAGCAGGAGUACAAUAUUAUAAUAAUUUAAUAGACGAAAUGCUCAAAUACAAUAUUCAACCUAUGAUCACACUUUAUCACUGGGAUUUACCACAGAAACUAUAAUAUAGUCGACUGGUACGCUGAUUAUGCUCGAGUCGCUUUCGAGAAAUUUGGUGAUCGUGUUACUUAUUGGAUUACAAUGAACGAACCUCGUGAAAUAUGUUAUCAGGGUUAUGGUGAUGUGACCAUGGCCCCUGCAUUAAAUAUCAAAGGUGUAGCGGAAUAUAUUUGUGCAAAAAAUCUGCUCUUAGCACACGCUAAGGCAUAUCACAUAUAUAACCAAGAGUUCAAGCCCAAAUACGGUGGUGUAAUAGGAAUCACAAUAAGUUCAGGCUGGAUUGAACCAGAAUCCGAAGAACAUGCUGAAGCAGCUAACGAAGCAAUUCUUUUUGAAUUAGGUAUAUACGCACAUCCAAUAUUCUCGACAGCGGGUGAUUUUCCGCCAAUAAUGAAACAAAAGAUAAGUGCUAAAAGUGCAGCUCAAGGGUUCUACAGAUCAAGAUUACCAGAAUUCACAAAAGACGAGAUUGAAAUGGUUCGAGGAUCAUCGGACUUCUUUGGUCUGAAUCAUUACACGACUCAUAUAGCUUACAAAAAUGAAUCUUUACAAUUCUCCGAUAAACCUUCGUUUUAUGAUGACUUGGGAGUAGCAUCAUACCAAUUAGGUGAAUGGCCCGGUUCAGCUUCAUCGUGGCUUAAGAGUGUACCGUGGGGCUUCUAUAAACUUCUGACUUAUAUCAAAGACUUUUACAAUGAUCCAAAUAUUUUGGUCACUGAAAACGGAUUUUCAACUUUCGGUGGUUUGGAAGAUGACGAACGAAUCACCUACUACAGGCAAUACCUUGAUGCCCUUUUGGACGCAAUAGAGGACGGCGCGAAUGUAACGGCUUACACUGCGUGGAGUCUGAUGGAUAACUUUGAAUGGAUGCAAGGAUACACCGAGCGUUUCGGAUUGUAUGAAGUGGACUACACGAGCCCACAGAGGACACGUACUCCACGUAAAUCAGCGUUCGUGUAUAAGGAAAUAGUUCGCACCCGCUCCCUCGACCAUUACUAUGAACCAGAUACAGACGUUAUGACAAUCGAAGAUGGACAUUAA
This is a messenger RNA of Diatraea saccharalis (sugarcane borer), 1513 nucleotides long. Lineage: Eukaryota; Metazoa; Arthropoda; Insecta; Lepidoptera; Crambidae. The record is from the annotation of a GenBank genome assembly.